This is a messenger RNA of Morus notabilis, 1152 nucleotides long. RefSeq names its product putative methyltransferase DDB_G0268948. The transcript is spliced from 2 exons. The record is from RefSeq and is a predicted model, not a curated record. NCBI's taxonomy places the organism in Eukaryota, Viridiplantae, Streptophyta, Magnoliopsida, Rosales, Moraceae. Gene Ontology annotation, molecular function: S-adenosylmethionine-dependent methyltransferase activity. The coding region runs from base 265 to 1059 and encodes 264 amino acids.
AAAAAUUUAACCUCUCUAAAUUUAUUGUGUGAACGUCGACCCCCCAAACUAUUUCGGUCAGCAAAAAUUUCUCAGCUCCUCUUUCCCCCAAAGACAAAUUGGAAGAGCGAGAGAGAGAGAUAGAGAGAGAAAUUUAUCAGCUCCUCUUUCCCCCAAAGACAAAUUGGAAGAGAGAGAGAGAGAGAAAUUUAUCAGCUCCUCGUUCCCCCAAAGACAAAUUGAGAGAGAGAGAGAGAGAGAGAGAGAGAGAGAGAGAGAGAUUCAAUGGCGGAAUUAUACAAUUGGAAGGCAAAAACAUACGCAGAGAUAAGGCCAAGUUACCCACCACAGCUCUUUGAGUUCAUAGCUUCUCACACACCUUCUCACCUUUUGGCUUGGGAUGUGGGCACUGGAAGUGGUCAGGCUGCUCGAUCUUUAGCAAGGUUCUACAAGAACGUCAUAGCGACAGAUGCAAGCAGAAAACCGCUAGAAUUCGCAUCUGAACUUCCCAAUGUUCAGUACAAGCACACCUCUCUAACCAUGAGCAUAGCCGAGGUUGAACAAAAAAUAGCACCAAAAUCAAGCCUAGAUUUGGUGACUGCAGCCCAAGCCGUGCAUUGGUUUGACCUUCCAAGCUUUUACCAGCAAGUAAAGUGGGUUCUCAAGAAACCCCAUGGAGUCAUCGCAGCUUGGUGCUACACAGAGCCCAAAGUGAACUCCUCAGUGGAUGCUGUUUUCCAACAAUUUUAUACAGAUGAUUCUUGGCCCUUUUGGGACUCGAAGGUCCGUAAAGUGGUUGAUGAUGAGUAUAGAACGAUAGAUUUCCCAUUUGAGCCGGUGGAUGGAUUGGACGACACGGGGCCGUUUGAGUUUGUGGCUGAGAGAGGCAUGGACUUGGAUCAGUUUUUCGCCUACAUAACGUCUUGGUCUGCAUAUCAGACGGCGAAAGUCGAGGGUAUUGAGCUCUUGAGGAAGGAUGUGAUUGAGAGGUUCGAGUGUGCUUGGAAUGAGGAUAAAAAUGAUCAAAAGGUUGUGAAGUUUCCUGUUCAUUUGAAAAUAGGUAGAGUUGGCAACAUUUAGUUAGAAAACUUGGUGUAAUCUGCUUGACCGUUAAGCUCAAUCAAACAUUGGAAUUGGAUUUGUUUUGGAAUUGCUUUUGUGUUUGUUUUUUUU